Molecule: messenger RNA, 1512 nt
Organism: Cladophialophora yegresii CBS 114405
Lineage: Eukaryota; Fungi; Ascomycota; Eurotiomycetes; Chaetothyriales; Herpotrichiellaceae
Exons: 3
Coding region: 1-1512 (503 amino acids)
Source: RefSeq, a predicted model, not a curated record
AUGGCCUCGUUCGUCGAUGAGCGGACCCUCCUGUAUGCAGGGCUCGCUGUAUGUGUCACCAUCAUCACAUAUCUGAGUCUCAGUCAACGUCAAAAGGAAGUCGUCUUCCGCAGAUUGAUACUCCGAGGCCGCCGAUCAUCCAGUGCGGAUACUCCUCCUCGGUCACUCUCGCCAGAAAAGGUCCCUGCCAACUCGCAACCCAAGUCAUCCGAAUAUGUUAGCACCUUCCCGCCUCUGACCCGAGAGAACCUCCCAGAAGCAGCUGCCGAGUUACCCGAAGAGCGACGCAAGGCCUUAGAGACUUCGACGUUCGAUGAAAAGAAGUGGACUAACUCGGUCCUCGGAUUUGAAGACGACUUCCGCAAGGCUGACCCCGACAAGUACAUCUAUACUGGCUACAAAGUUAAGGAGAUCCGCGCGUUAGGAGAUUUCCCCAACUACUCCGCCCUGAGCGGUAUAACGCUUCCACAAGCCUAUCCUCAACAUGACAUCACCAAGGCCUUGCCACGGCCAUACCGGCCAUUUCGUUGGGCUUACCACCAGACCAUGUCACUGACCAAGCUCGAGCCCGACUGGUGGCUCGAGUUGGAAAGCACCUACGUCUCGCGGAUCAACCAACGCAAAAAGUUGUACGCCGAACACGGCGAAGCAGUUCUUCAAUGGCUUCCCGGCUCGGAGCUGGCAUGCAAAGAAUUGAUGGAGACAGCUCUACAAUUUCUCUGCGCCCGCUACCCUCAGUACUUUACGCUCCACGCCGACAAGAAGACGUUUGAGAACAAGAUCCUCGGCACAAAGCAAGACGUCUCGGCCAAGCACCCGUUACCCGUCCUGUUGGACAAUAUCCCCGAGGACUUUGCCAUCAUGCUGCGCAACCCGGAAACUGGGUACUACCAUUUCCGCGCCGGGAUGAUCUGCUCGGCUCUAGGCUGGAACGUCGGCUCCAAGAUCGGCCUGCAAUUGCACGAGAUCCAUGCCCCGAUCCCAGACUAUAAGGAGAAGAUGCAAUUCAGCAUGGAUCGCUUCUUCACCAAAAUGCCCGCCUCGAAACCCAUCCAGCGCGGGUCCUGGGGCCUGGAGGUCGACCAACCUCUCUACAUGCCCCCAGGCGACCCGCACGAAAAGUUCCGCGACUUCCAGUCGCCCGACCUCGACGUCUCGCGCAUCCACCUGCGUGUGGACUGGCAAACGCUCCGCCGGCUUCCGCUUUCAGGCGGUAUCGUGUUCAACUUCAAAGCCCUCUUCACGCCCGUCACCGAGUUUCGCGACGAGCCGUACCUUCCGAGUCUCGCGCUGAAGGUCCUCAAGGAAGGCAAAGAGAAUCUCAUGAAGUAUAAGAAUACCUGGCACGUGGAGCACGUCGUCAUCCCGGCCUUGGAGGAGUAUGCGCGCGAGCAGGUCGCAAAGGGUGUCGUCGAGAAGGAUUGGCAAUGCCAUACUUUGGACGAGAGUCCCUGGUUCCCGGGCUGGAAGGAGAAGUGGGUGAGACAGCAGGGGUUUGCGCCGCCAGAGUAA